Monoraphidium neglectum is the source of this 1224-nucleotide messenger RNA. RefSeq lists its product as hypothetical. The transcript has a single exon. NCBI's taxonomy places the organism in Eukaryota, Viridiplantae, Chlorophyta, Chlorophyceae, Sphaeropleales, Selenastraceae. The record is from RefSeq and is a predicted model, not a curated record. Bases 1 to 1224 code for a protein of 407 amino acids.
AUGGACGAGAAAGUCUCCCUCCUAGAGGCAGACAACGCCCGCCUGCGCGCGGAGAAGACGGGCAGUCGGCCGGCGCUCAAGCGGGCAGAUCCCGACCCUCAGGUCUCGGUGGUGCCGCCCGCGGGCUCAACGCCCCGCCCCGGCGCAGCCGAGGCCGAGGCCGCGGCCGAGCUGCCUGAGGCGGCGCCCGCGCCGCCGCCAGCAGGCGCGCCGCGCCCCCCCGUGUCGGCCAGGGCCGCCGCGCGCCACGCGCGCGUCGCCAAAUUGCGCGAGAAAAUCCACGAGCACAACCGCAGGUGCGAAGCUUUUUUUCUUGAGAUCGAGGCGAUGCGCGCGGCGCAGGCCGAGAAGCGGGCCGCAGCACACGCCGAGCGUGUGCGGGCCAUCAUGUCCGGCGGGUGGCGGCCCGAGGCUGCCGCCCCCGCGAGCGGUGGAAGAGGGGCGGCAGUCGCCGCUGAGCCCCGGGCGGUGGUCGCGCCCGCCGCCUCUGACGCUCGUAUAGUCGCUGACGCCGCUGGCGCGGCGAUGGCGCUGCCGCGCCGCCCCUCCAGCGGUGGCAGCGAGCCGUCGGCCUUUACCUGCGACCCCAUCGCUGGAGCCAACAGCGGCGCCGGUGGCUCAGAGCCACGCCCGCUGACUCGGCUCGCCGGCGGCUGCCCGAGCAGCUGCUCCCCUGCCAGCGACGCCUACAGCACAAACAGCAUCCCCCACCGCAACGCCAGCAGCAGCGGCGGCGACGUGGGCCCUACUGGCAUGGGCCUGGAGACGUACCGCGCCGCCGGCCCUCUCGCGGAGGCAACGAGCGAGGCGUCGCCGCGGACGCCCGCCACGGGCGACGAGGCGGCCACCUGCAGCGACGCGGCCAAGGGCGCCCCUGGUCACGACGGCGGCGUCACCGGCGCUUUCGUCGAUGGCGACAGGCGCGGCGUGCUCUCGUUCGUGACCCGGGGCAUCCGCCCGACCGUGGUCAAGGCGUACGACAGCAGUCUCUUUUUCGGCACCGCCGACGCAGCUGACGACGAUGCCGCACAGGAGGCGCAGACGCUUUCCCCCAGCGGCGGCGGUGAUGAGGGCGCCGGGGCCGGGGCGCCGAAGCCGUACGGCCCGCACCGACGCACGCUGCAGGAGCGCGCGCGGGGCGCCGCGCACAAGUGCCGCAAGACGCUCGCGGCCGCCGCGGCGGCGCUCGCGCAGGUGUGCAGGAGCGGCAGCCGCAAGGGCUAG